Messenger RNA from Fundulus heteroclitus (mummichog), 3419 nucleotides. RefSeq names its product sosondowah ankyrin repeat domain family Ca (gene sowahca). Gene Ontology annotation, molecular function: protein binding. Lineage: Eukaryota; Metazoa; Chordata; Actinopteri; Cyprinodontiformes; Fundulidae. The coding region runs from base 164 to 1762 and encodes 532 amino acids. The record is from RefSeq and is a predicted model, not a curated record. The transcript has 4 exons.
CUACUGACCACAGCGUGAAAUGCAGGCUCUAGAAAGGAGACGGGAUGAGGAGAUGCUGUCAUCCGCUGCCGCUAAAUCUACAAAAUUAGAAAAACCAUGGGUUCGUUUGGGAAACGUGUCGUGCCGCUAAUCCGUUGAUGGUUGUGGCCGCUCGGAGGCGUUCAUGCGGAUGAUGGCGUCCCAGCGGUGCACGGAGCAAGCCGUGCAUGCGUUCCUGCUGGAGAAAGGAGGGAGGGUCCGACAGAUGGAGCUGAUCGAUCACUUCACAUCUCCCCGUGGCCGCGAUGGCCAGCCGAAGGACGGGGGCGAAUGGGAGGCGCUGAGAGGCGUCGUUGACAGCGUGGGGUUCGUGAAGGUGGAGGACGGAGUCAAAUUUGUGUGCUUAAACGGAGACGACGGCGAGGAGUCGGUGACGCGUGAGGACGCAAGCGGCCACGUUGAUGCGGAGUGCAACGGGAACGUCCAAGAGACGCUGGACAACAAACAAAUGAACGGCAACCCUGAUGAUGAUGACGGAGGACGAACAGGAGCAUCAACUUCCGCCGUCUUGGACAAUGACAAGCGGUCAAACGGCAACGAGCGACCUGCAGUCCAGUCCCAGAGUACGGCCGAAUCGGGCACUCCCACCGCCGCGGGGGCGGGGGAGGUGAGGAUGAGGGACAGGAGGAGGCGAGAGUCCGCUCCAGCCAUUGGGAUGCAGGACCCGGACCAGGCUCAUGCUGCUGGCUCCCACAACCACGCGGUGAGAGGGGCGCGCCGGGUGUCCAAAGGAUCGCAGCGGGCCAUGCUGAUCAGCUGCUUGUCGGAAGACAGCGCGCUGGAGGGACUGGAGUCUGUGGGGGAAAUCCAAACGCCGAAAGGAAGCCGCAGGAACUUCAUAGAGCUGAUGAUGAGUAGUUCUCCCCAGGUUCGGAGGUCCCUGAUCAACCGCGGCGCCCGCAUCCGUGACUCCGUGCGGAGCGACGGCGACUCUGCCUCCGUCCUCUCCUCGGCCACGGACGACGACGGCUCCUCCGUGGCCCUGGACCCCCUGGAGCACGAGUGGAUGCUGUGCGCCUCAGACGGCCUGUGGGAGAGCCUGCAGCCCCUGCUGGCCGUCGAGCCGAGCCUGGUGGCCAAGAGGGACUUUGUGACGGGCUUCACCUGCCUCCACUGGGCCGCGAAGCAGGGCAAGGCCGAGCUGCUGUCCCAGCUGCUGGCCUUUGCCAGGGAGAACGCUAUACCUGUGAAUGUGAACGCCAGAUCAAGUGCCGGGUACACGCCGCUGCACCUGGCUGCCAUGCAUGGACACACACAGGUGGUCCGUAUGCUGCUCUUGGACUGGGACGCGGACCCGGAAGCUCGGGAUUACAGCGGCAGGCGAGCCAUCCAGUACCUGUCCCCGCUCCUGGCGGCUGACCUGGAAAGGGAAGGGGUGGUCACCUCGCCCGGAGCCGAGUCGGAUGCCGAAAACGCCAACGGGGGCGGCAGCAGCAGCAGAACGCGAGGCUGGAGGUUCCCCAAAGUCCUCCAAGGCAACCUGAAGUCACUGCGGCUGCUGACCUCCCCGCCGCAGACGCCGGAAGAGUCUGCCGACAAGACCAAGGGGGGCUUGCAGAGGAAGUCGUCCCUGGGCCGGCUGAACGCCCGGCUGCAUCGGGGGCGCCACCGCGCCCAGAUCAUCCACAGUGCCUCCUUCAGGGACACCGGGGAGGUGGGAAGAGGAGAGGAGCUGCCCAGGAGUCCACUGAGAACCAGACCACUGUCCAACCUGUUUGGAUAAAGUUCUACCAGCAAUGCAGACAGUCUGACCUACAUGUAGGAUUUAUACGCACAUUUAAAGUCUGACAGAUCGGAUCGCAAACAUAAGUCACAGAGCAUUCUUUUGUGCAUAUUGUAGAAAUGAACAGAAAUGGAAAAAUGAUGUUCCUUUUUUUAAUAUUGGUUUAUUUUGUUCCUCAUGCAGUGGUUUCUGAUCAGCACAAAAGUGACAGUGCACAGAACAUGUAGCGUUUUAUUUCACUCUGCAAUACUCUGACUAAAAACUGUUUAAUUUUUCUUUUGUUUUCUCUUUUUUUUUUUUUUUUUUUAAGGACUGUUCAGAACCAGCUAACAAACAUUACACAAGGGCACAUUUUACACUGGAAUUACUUCCCAGCAGGGUUAAACUCACAAUGGUUGAAAAUCGAGGGAAAUAAUUAGUCCUUUGGACUGACCCCACUAUAUUCUCCAAAACUAUAUGUCUGUUUACAAAGUAAUAUAUAUGUAGGGCGGAGUUUCUACAUUCCAAACUCAUGUAACUAGAUGGUGCUCAUGUUCUCUUGUACAGUUCCCUAAUGUUUUUAACGUAGCAGAUUUUAAUAUUCAAACCGAUCAACCUUUUUACAGUCACCUUGUUUGCACUUGUCACUUUGAAGUACUAAUUGGGUGUCUUUGGGUGUUAUUUUUUUAAGGACAAGGAGAAAUAUCACAUUUUUUCUGGUUCUGAGCCUAUUAUUUCAUUCCACUAUAUGCAUAGAAAUUCAAAACUGUUUACGUAAUUUUUUUCCAGUUACUUUCACGUUAAGUUCAUUAUGGUAAUAAUAGUUCAACCAAAUAAAACGGCAAACGGAGAUUGACACUUUUUUUUUUGCUCUUACCCAGAGUCCAUGUGACUUCUACCCCUGACAAAAAUGUACCUCACAUUCACUAAAACUGCUUCCUUUUCUAGAGUUACUUUUUUAGUUGAGUGUGAAGGGUUAUUUCAGUUUUUGGGGGCUAUAAAUGGUAACCGUUGAGAGAUUAUUAUUAUUUUUGGACCUGUGCCACCACUUUUACUUCAGAAAUUAUAUAAUUUUGUUAUUGUGACACAGAUUUGCAGUUUUAUGCUGAGCAAUUUUCCUGAGUACUUCAUGUUAGAAAUCUGGUUUGUUUAGAGGAUUUCAGCUAUCCAGCUGAUAAUUGAUCCAGUUAAGAGGCUGAUCAAACUGGAGACUUCAGACUAAAGCAGAGGUCUUGUUGUCUCCUGUCUCCCAUCGGGGCAGCCUUGUUUGGUCAUUAUGCUCUUAUUUUUUUAUUUAUUUUUUUGUUUUUGGUGUAUAUUGAUGUGAGUAGCACUGAGAAGACCUCCUGAUUGGUUUCCCGGAUAUGUGAAUUACUCAGUGACACACCCCAGAUUUUCUGGAAUGUCUUUGUAUUUUGUAGCAUUUGUACUUAAAUCAUAGAACUUUGCGCAAUUAUCUUCUCAUUUUACAAAUGCGUAAGGAGUCGUCGUUUCUCCGCUGCGUGAAGUUUAAGUGCUGCUCACUUUUUUUUUUUCCACUGUGAAUAGUUGUCAAUAUUGUUGGUGAAAUACUGUGAAGUUAUUCAGUGGUGUGGGAUCAUUGUUAAACAGCCACCUUGUCUUUCUUGUUGUGUUUCCACUGGUAAAUGUGAAAUAAAGCAUUAUUUGUUUACAUGAU